UUGAGUGUGUGGGCGGGGUUUGUGCUCUCUGGCAGUGACAGCGGAGUCGGCGAGUGAGCGGGACGAAGCGGCUUUUCAAUUAAUAACAAAACUAAACCUGUCCAAAUAUCGUAAGCCCAGCGAAGGAAGAGUUUACAACAGCCUGGGAAGCCGCCAUGUCAGGAGAUGAGAUGAUUUUCGAUCCCACAAUGACCAAGAAGAAGAAGAAAAAGAAGAAGCCUUUCAUGCUGGAAGAAGAUGGUGUUGAACAACAAACAGAGGAGAUGCCAGCGACAGAGUCCAAGGAAGCUGUAAUAUCAGAGAACGUGGAGGAGAAGGUUCCAGAGGUUGAUGAAGAGGACAGCAAGAAGAAAGAUGCAACAGAUGAUUUAGAUGACUUGGACUUCUUUAAUCAAAAGAAGAAAAAGAAAAAACCCAAGAAACCCAUUGGGAUUGACAAUGGUGUAAAGAUUGAAAAUGAGGUGACUGAGCAGGGAGAGGGUGACGAUGAUGCCUUUGACAUGAGCAUGAUGAAGAAGAAGAAACCAAAACCUGUAACCUUCAUGGUUGAGGAAUUAAAUGAAAGGACAGAUGAUAAACUUGAUGAUGAUGAAGGCAAAAGGGAUGAUGGCAUCACUUUUUCCACUCAGAGUGGUCCAGCCUGGGCAGGAUCUGAACGAGACUACACUUAUGAUGAGUUGCUGACUCGUGUGUUUAAUAUAAUGCGUGAGAAAAAUCCUGACAUGGUGGCUGGAGAGAAGCGAAAGUUUGUUAUGAAACCACCUCAGGUGGUCAGAGUAGGAACCAAGAAGACGUCGUUUGUGAAUUUCACAGAUAUCUGUAAACUGUUACAUCGCCAACCUAAACAUCUUCUGGCAUUUUUAUUGGCUGAGUUGGGUACAAGUGGAUCCAUUGAUGGCAACAACCAGCUUGUAAUCAAAGGGAGGUUUCAGCAAAAACAAAUAGAAAAUGUGUUAAGGAGAUACAUCAAGGAGUACGUAACCUGCCAUACUUGUCGGUCGCCAGACACCAUCUUGCAAAAGGACACACGGCUGUAUUUCUUGCAGUGCGAGACCUGUCAUUCACGCUGUUCUGUGGCCAGCAUCAAAACUGGAUUCCAGGCUGUUACUGGCAAGCGUGCACAGCUCCGUGCCAAAGCACAUUAGCCUAAACCUUAACCACUGGAGAGAACAGGAACUGGGAGUUUAAUGUAAUAGGGCUGUUUUACCAAACAAGGGGUGGGUUUUAAUAAGCGCAUUAAAAUAUUAAAAAAUUAAAAUGCUGCUGACUCGGCAAAGCAAAAACGAGAAUGGUGAGCAUUGUUCCCUGAAGCCUUCCCAAGCCACAAAGUUUAUCGUAACAACAGUACUGUUGCACUGCUCUCUGUUCAUAUCCUGUCCAGUUAGCAGUAUAAAUGCAGGAAGAAAAUUGCCUUUUAUACCUUGUAGGCUGCUGGAGGUACAGCUCAAUUUCCUGGAGCUUGGGCGUGAUCCACUGAAUGUUUGAAUGCAUAAUUUCUUGUUGAUUAUACCUCACCCUGGCUGUUGGUUAUUCCACUGUCUGGCUGCUGUAUUUUUUUUACUGGAGGGAGGGUGGGGCGGAGGGGGAGUUGGCCAAAUUGUGCAAAAUAAGUUUGGAAAUUUAUUAAAUGAAUUCCCUGAGAAAUAUUUAAAAUUGUUGCAUUUUUUAAUUAAUUCCAUCAUUCUAAGUCACAACUUUUCAGAUGCCAGGGUGAGGUCUGGGCUACAAAGCAUAACCUAUGCUGAUUUUUGCAGUGGUAAUGAAGGUUUAUCCAUUUUCAGCCUUGGAAAAGCUUGGAGAGAGUUUUAAAGCAAAACACUUUGUGUUGAACUGAUUACAGGCUCCCGACUGUACACCAACGGUGACAAGUGUGCAAGAAUAAGAUGUAAUAAAGUAGUGAUAAUAGUGGUUAACACAGUCA
Messenger RNA from Carcharodon carcharias (great white shark), 1921 nucleotides. It is a transcript of the gene eif2s2, whose product is annotated as eukaryotic translation initiation factor 2, subunit 2 beta. The transcript has 9 exons. Lineage: Eukaryota; Metazoa; Chordata; Chondrichthyes; Lamniformes; Lamnidae. Gene Ontology annotation, cellular component: eukaryotic translation initiation factor 2 complex. Gene Ontology annotation, molecular function: mRNA binding; translation initiation factor activity; translation initiation factor binding. Gene Ontology annotation, biological process: formation of cytoplasmic translation initiation complex; translational initiation; formation of translation preinitiation complex. The record is from RefSeq and is a predicted model, not a curated record. Bases 156 to 1145 code for a protein of 329 amino acids.